Molecule: messenger RNA, 1682 nt
Organism: Salvelinus fontinalis (brook trout)
Lineage: Eukaryota; Metazoa; Chordata; Actinopteri; Salmoniformes; Salmonidae
Product: peroxidasin homolog
Exons: 10
Coding region: 202-1668 (488 amino acids)
Biological process (GO): dendrite self-avoidance; axon guidance; homophilic cell-cell adhesion
Cellular component (GO): plasma membrane; axon
Molecular function (GO): cell-cell adhesion mediator activity
Source: RefSeq, a predicted model, not a curated record
GUCCUUUCCACCUGAAACCUAAGCAUAUGCAGCGGACGAGCGGAGGGUCUGCGUGGACCAGAGAUAGCUGGAGAGAUCUACUGACUGAAGAUAUUCCGUGAAGGAGUAGAUGACCAUUGAUACAAUCUGAGGACACACGCACUGCUGUUCCCAUGGACAAGCCUCUCUGGACUUCAGCGUCAGGUGGAGCCCUGCAGUAGGAUGCUGGAGUCUAUGUCUGUCUGUGGUCCCCCUGCUCUGGCCUCUCACCUUUGGCUGCUCAUUUUCUCCUGCUCUCUUCACAGUCAACCAGCCCUGUCUGACCUUGUGUUCUCCACCCUUCCAGAGGAUAGUGUUGGUGUGCUGGGUGCUCCCCUCACACUACACUGUGCAGUGUCUGACUCCAGCCGCCAGGGGGCACUGUCUGUUCGAUGGGAAAGGGCCAGCGGAGAGGCAGCAGCACUGAGUCCUGGUCCUGACAAAGGGAUCCACCAAGUGGCCAACGGAUCUCUGUUCUUCCCCCAGCUGAGAGAGGGGGACCUGGGGAGAUAUGUCUGUAGUGCAGGCAUUGGAGCCAAACACAUCAGGACUGUUGUCCAUGUGAUGGAAGCUGAGCUGGAGGCAGUGUUAUUUAGUCCUCAGUCUCAGACGGUCAGUGAGGGUCAGGCAGUGUUCCUCCAGUGUGUCUCAGGGAACAGCUCACCCCCUGCACACAUCACCUGGCUCAAAGACAACACACUCUUCACCAAAGGCACUCAGAUUCAGGGCCAAUAUGGAGGGGGUAACCAGAGGAAGACCUCAGGCACUCUGCACCUCUCUAAUGUCUUAGUAGAGGACGACGGGGAAUACGUCUGUGUCACACACAACGCCUUAGUGAACAGCAGCCUGGAGAGCAAGGCGGCUACACUCACUGUACAAGGAGUCCCUACAGGGCUGCAGAUCACCCAGGGCCCUGACAACCUCACCAUCGCCAUGGAGACAGAGGUCUCCAUGUGCUGUGCUGCCCGAGGCUUCCCAGCUCCCACAGUGCAAUGGUUCAAAGACAGCCAUCUCCUGGUGAACAGCUCCGGCUUGAGUUUGCAGAACAAGGGACAGCUGCUUGUGUUCAAGAAUGUGUCUGAGGAAGAUGAGGGUUCCUACCACUGUGAGGCCAGGAAUGAGAGGGAGACUGUCAGAUCUCAGCCUGCCUAUCUCCUCCCAGCAGAGAUGGAAUGGAACUUUGUCCUGCAGCCCACCAACCAGACAGUGAGGAUGGGAGACUCUGUUACUCUGGUCUGCAGACCCCCCUACAGCAGGCCUCCAGCCACGGUGUCCUGGUUCAAGAACAACCGCCUCCUCACUACCAAGACACACUUCACUGUUGGGCCUAAUGGAGACCUCAUCUUCCACAGUGCCCAUGACACAGACAGGGGAGUGUACUUCUGCAGAGCGUCCAACAUCCACCUGUACAGAUCUGUGACCUCUAGAACAGCCAGACUGAACGUUUUUGGUAAGACAUCACACAUGGCGUGGGUUUAUUAUUCACUAGCCUUGUGUCUGUAUAGGAGAUAUUAUAUUCUGUGUCUGUAUAGGAUAUAUUAUAUUCUGUGUCUGUAUAGGAGAUAUUAUAUUCUGUGUCUGUAUAGGAGAUAUUAUAUUCUGUGUCUGUAUAGGAGAUAUUAUAUUCUGUGUCUGUAUAGGAGAUAUUGAUAAAACAUGUUUAC